AUGGGUCUUUAUUCCGUACUCAAUGAUCACAAUAAUUGUCUACAACUCGCAAUCAAAGGAUUAAUGAAGGAUGGUAAUUACUUUAAAGGUCGUGUAUUAGUCUCAGAGAUGUUGAAACUUUCACCAUCUUUAGAAUCAGAAUUGCCUGUCCGUCUUAAUUAUCUAAAAAAUUGGAAUCCGCAGCAAGGCUUAGAAAGAAAGAGAAAACUUUUAGAAGUUCUGGAGAAUUUAAAACGACUCCAUGAGCGACGAAAGGAAAGUGAAGAAAAACGAGAAAAUUUUCGAAAAUCUUUAAGUUUCGAUCUCAAUGACACCAGAUAUAACUCUUUAAAAUCUGUAAUUUCAGCCUUGAUAGACGUUAAAAACAAAAUGACAGAACAUAAAGUCGAUCCUAAUUCGUUAAUAUCGAUCACUAUCUCUACCAAUCCUGUUCCAAAUGGCAAUGCUCCUCGGUCUAUCCGUAGUUCUCACAAGAAAGCCCUAAAUCAAAAUAAUAAGCGAAAGACCAUAGGAUCAAGAGGAUCAAGUCCUGAGUUAUCUGUCAAACGGAGACCAAUUCGAAAUAAGAAGACAACCGAUGCAACGGUCGACAAUAUGUACAAAAAGAUUUUCUUCAUGUUCCCCGAAAGUGUUUUAAGUCGUGAAAUAGUCCAGAAAGACGACGGCUUAGAAAGAAAGAGAAAACUUUUAGAAGUUCUGGAGAAUUUAAAACAACUCCAUGAGCGACGAAAGGAAAGUGAAGAAAAACGAGAAAAUGUUCGAAAAUCUUUAAGUUUCGAUCUCAAUGACACCAGAUAUAACUCUUUAAAAUCUGUCAUUUCAGCCUUGAUAGACGUUAAAAACAAAAUGACCGAAAAUAGAGUCAAUCCAAACUCGUUAAUAUCAAUCAAAGUCUCUUCCAAUCCGGUGCAAAAUUGCAAUGCUUCUCGAUCUAUCCGUAGUUCUCACCUAAAUCAAAAUAAUAAGCGAAAGACACGUGGGACAAGUCCUGAGUUAUCUGUCAAACGAAGAUCAGCUCGAGAUAAAAAGACAACCGAUGCAACAGUCGACAAUAUGUACAAAAAGAUUUUCUUCAUGUUUCCUGGAAGUGUUUUAACUCGUGUAAUAGUCCAAGAAGAAGAGUUACAGUUACAAACACAGAACGAAGCUCAAGUUGAACAUUUAAUUUUAACCCGUUAUCGUGCGAAACAAAUACCAUUCGUCUCAAAAGGAAAACAAAUCAAUCUGCUUAUUAACGAUCUUCUUUACGAAAUAGCAGACCAAGCAGCUGCAAUCAAAUUACCUUCUAAUUUCAUCGAUCUGUAUGGAACUCAUCGACAAAGUUAUCCAUUGUCCAAACCUUCAAUGCUUUGUACCAGUGCUAUUGGAAUAUUAGCGACAAAAUUGAUCUUAACUGCCAAUGAAGUGAAGUUUAAUCAAUCUGAAGCAAUAUUUUUGACUGAAUCAAUUCCAUAUCUACGAGAUUUAUUGAAUUCUAACGAUUAUGAUAAAUUUUUCAUUCGUCUCAUGAUUCUUCGAGGAAUCAAAGAAUCUAAAGUUGAUUAUCUUCUAAUGGCAAAUGAAGUUUUCGAAAAAUCUAACCUUAAAUUGGUUCAAACCACAAAUCAAACAGUUUAUUGUUCGUCUAUUCUUAAAUCAAUGAUCAACAAGAUGAACGAAAAUAAUUUGGAUACGUUAUUGGACCAACAUCGACACGAGGAAAUUGUUGAACUGUUAGCAUCUAAAUCUGAGCUCUCUAGACAAGAAGAAGUGUACCUUUGUCAAGCUAUUCAGUCAUCGAAACAAUGGAAACGAGGAGUCGAUAUUAUUGCUAAAAGUAAACAAUUAACUGUUCGAUUGUUAAAACUGUUACGAGAUUGUUUAAAGAAUGGUGAUAAAUUAUCAAUUAACGGUGAAUUGGCUAUUAAAUUGCUAAAAUUAGGGACUAAAGACUACAAUGCAAUGGCCUGGACUUGUAUUCUACAAACAUUUAUAAAUGAAAUGCGAGUUGGUAAAUUAGACGAAGGAAAAAUCACCGGUUUGAUUGGUUCAGUUCACGAUUAUUUAGGUCAUGGAGGUGCUUGUGGUGAUUACAAUGGAGAGUUUUUAUCUCUUUCAUUAGAUUAUCUGAUUAAUCAAUGUAACAAAAAGAAAGAGAGACUAAUCAACAGCUGUCUUGGUUGUUUCUACAAUCAAUUAAAAUGUAGCUUCCUUAUCUCUCAUCAUGAAGCGAGAGUUACUCUACGUUGGAAGGACAUUUUUACUAUUUACAAUUACUUCAUUCCUAAAACUUUACCAACUUUUGAUAGUGAAACAGGUAAAUCGAUUGGCUCAAAUAUUGAGGAGUUGUUACGCAGUUUACUUCUCUUGGUCCCUGACAAUUUAAAUCCUGAAAGAUUUUCCAAUUCUGUCAAAGAAUUUAUCGAUCAUGGAAAAUCAAUUGAGCCUACAAUUAUUCCAAAAAAUCAUGUUACUCAAGAUCUUUACUAUUAUUUAGCUGAUUAUUACUUAAAACACGGCCACUUUCAAAAAGCCAUCAAAUUCUAUAUUCUUGAUUUAACUUUAAAUCGAAGUCGAUUUGAUUCAUGGGUUGGUUGUGCUCUCUCAAUGACAGAUCUAAUCUACCAAUAUUCUUUACCAAGUUGUCAAGUUUUCUACUCAGCUAUUGAUGAAGUGUUGCUUUUGGGAGAGAAAGCUGGUCGAUGUUACAAUGAAGCACUUCGACUUAAAGAAGGUGAAUCUAAAUUGAUGAUUAAAUAUGGAAAGUGUGCUUAUAACAUCGCGAGUUAUAUUUCGCGAGUCAUGAAAUUUGGACCAGUUUUGGAAAAUUCGAGAAAAGAAACAAUGAAUCAACGGCGAAAGCAAUUCUUAGAUCAAGCUCGAGUUUGCUUCGAAUCAGCUAACAAAUUUGCUAAUGAUGACGAAAUUUGGUUAAAUUACUAUUUCUUAGGAAAAAUCGCUGAAAGAAUUAUAGAAUUUUUCACCAAUACACUACCCGACGGCGCACCCUGUAUGUUCUCAAGUGCAGCAAAUCGUGGUAUCGAUUAUGACUUUGAAAUUUGUGAUGGGUUUGGCAACGAAAUUCAUUAUCGUAUUCAUGCUUGUGUCCUCAAGUAUAUUAAUAGGCACAAAACUCCGCCAACAAAAAUAUUAUCACAGAUUAUGUUGUUUCUAACUCGUGCUAAGAAAAGCUAUUUCGGUUCUUGGUUUAAUCUAAAAGAUGAAACAGAUGAUGAAAUCAUGCGAGAUAUCAACGAAACGGUGACUGAUUUGGCUACUCUGGUCCAUGAUGGAAUCUUCGAAAGCGAUAGUGAGCAAUUAGUCAACAGAAUAGAACAAACGUGUCUUAAAGCGAUUUUUUAUAUUUUAAAAGAUUAUCGUCAUCAUUACAAAUCGCUUUAUCGAAUUGCGCAUUAUCAUUUUCUGACUACAGACUAUCGAUUUUCACAAAAGGUACUUACAGAUAUAUUGUAA
Messenger RNA from Panonychus citri (citrus red mite), 3453 nucleotides. RefSeq lists its product as uncharacterized. Bases 1 to 3453 code for a protein of 1150 amino acids. The transcript is spliced from 4 exons. NCBI's taxonomy places the organism in Eukaryota, Metazoa, Arthropoda, Arachnida, Trombidiformes, Tetranychidae. Gene Ontology annotation, biological process: chromatin organization. Gene Ontology annotation, cellular component: nucleus. Gene Ontology annotation, molecular function: protein binding; nucleosome binding. The record is from RefSeq and is a predicted model, not a curated record.